UUAUUUCUGCGUGUUCACUGUUUCAUCUCUAUUUCUUAAUCUUCACCUUUGCUUUCAAUUCGAUCUGCUCAAAUUCGAAGAUUUACGUCUAGAUUCGGAUAGAUAUAAUUUUCCUGGAUUCUCAAAGGCUGAAGGUGAAGUAAUCAUUUGGUAUGUGUGAUGAUCUCGUAGGGUGAUUAUGCCAGGCAUUCCUCUCGUGUCCCCUGAAGCCUCUUCUUGUUCAAGAAGCACAGACUCGAUGUGCCAUGAAGACUCCCGUGUUCUUAUGUCUGAAGAGGAGGAGAUUGCUGCUGAAGAGAGCUUGGUUGCGUAUUGCAAGCCUGUCGAACUUUACAACAUUCUCCAGCGCCGUGCUAUUAGGAAUCCCUUGUUUCUUCAGAGAUGUUUGCAUUAUAAGAUUGAAGCUAAACAUAAAAGGAGAAUCCAAAUGACUGUGUUCCUCUCCGGCACUAUAGAUGCUGGGGUACAAACUCAAAAGCUGUUCCCACUCUAUAUUCUGUUGGCAAGACUCGUUUCUCCUAAGCCUGUUGCAGAGUAUUCUGCAGUAUAUAGGUUCAGUCGAGCAUGUAUUCUUACUGGUGUUCUAGGGGUUGAUGGAGUUAGUCAAGCACAAGCCAACUUUCUUCUCCCUGAUAUGAAUAGACUCGCGUUGGAGGCAAAAUCCGGAUCUCUCGCUAUCUUAUUUAUCAGCUUUGCUGGUGCGCAAAAUUCUCAAUUUGGCAUUGAUUCAGGCAAGAUACAUUCAGGAAAUAUAGGAGGACAUUGCUUAUGGAGCAAGAUAUCUCUGCAAUCGCUCUAUUCGUUGUGGCAGAAGUCUCCAAACAUGGACUUGGGACAGAAAGUAGACUCAGCCUCUCUUGUUGAGAUGCAGCCUUGUUUCAUAAAGUUAAAGUCUAUGAGUGAGGGAAAGUGUGUCUCGAUUCAGGUUCCCAGCAAUCCCCUCACCUCGAGCUCACCGCAGCAAGUGCAAGUCACCAUAUCUGCAGAAGAGGUUGGGACAACGGAAAAAUCUCCUUAUAGUUCAUUUUCGUUUGAUGACAUCUCUUCCUCAUCAAUGUUACAAAUUAUCAGGUUGAGAACACGGAAUGUGGUUUUCAAUUAUAGAUACUAUAAUAACAAACUGCAGAGGACCGAAGUAACUGAAGACUUCUCUUGUCCAUUCUGCUUAGUAAAAUGUGUCAGUUUGAAGGGCCUGAAAUAUCAUUUGCCAUCAACCCAUGAUCUCUUCAAUUUCGAGUUUUGGGUAAGUGAAGAAUAUCAGGCUGUAAAUGUGUCUCUCAAGAGUGAGACAAUGAUCUCCGAGAUUAAUGAAGACGGCACUGACCCGAAGCAGCAAACAUUCUUUUUCUCUUCAAAGAAAGGCAGACGUAAAAGGCAAAAGACUCAAGUACGGAGCUCAGGGCAGGGGCAUCAUCUUGGACUAGGCUGCGAGGUGCUAGAUAAGACUGGUGAUGCUCAUUCUGUUAGAUGUGAGAAGAGCCGAAUAACUCCUGGAAAGCUUUGCGAAAGAAUUGGGGUUGCUGAGUCAUCUGGUCAAAGAGUUCCUCUUGGCACGAGUCCUGUAGACGUGCAAUCAUGUGGUGAUCCAGAUUCUUUGCAGUCGAUAGCUGGAAGUACGAUGUUGCAAUUUGCAAAAACGAGGAAGCUAUCUAUAGAACGGUCGGACUUGAGGAACCGUAGCCUCCUUCAGAAGAGAGAGUUCUUUCACUCUCAUCGAGCUCAGCCCAUGGCUCUAGAACAAGUACUUUCUGACCGAGAUAGUGAAGAUGAAGUUGAUGAUGAUGUGGCUGAUUUUGAAGAUAGAAGGAUGCUCGACGAUUUCGUGGAUGUGACUAAGGAUGAGAAGCAGAUGAUGCACAUGUGGAACUCGUUUGUGAGGAAGCAGCGAGUAUUAGCAGAUGGUCACAUUCCAUGGGCAUGUGAAGCGUUCUCAAGAUUGCAUGGAUCCAUCAUGGUUCGAACACCGCAUUUGAUCUGGUGCUGGAGAAUGUUUAUGGUGAAACUGUGGAACCAUGGCCUUCUUGACGCCAGAACCAUGAACAACUGUAAUGUCUUUCUCGAACAGCUCCCAAAGUGAAGACCGAUGAACCAUUAUUUAAAUAGAAGAAAAGUGUAAACAUCAAAAUGUGAGAGAAUAAGAGUCUUUUUGUCUGAUUUCUUAACAGACCUUGGAUCAGAGAUCGUUUUCGGUGUUUACACUAUUCCCGGUGCUAUUAAUUUACAUUUUCUUAUCCAGGAUUACAUUAAUUUACAUUAUUUAUCGUUUCGUUUAGUGUCUUAUUAGUUCACAUC
Eruca vesicaria subsp. sativa (arugula) is the source of this 2292-nucleotide messenger RNA. NCBI's taxonomy places the organism in Eukaryota, Viridiplantae, Streptophyta, Magnoliopsida, Brassicales, Brassicaceae. The record is from the annotation of a GenBank genome assembly.